This is a messenger RNA of Xylona heveae TC161, 1302 nucleotides long. RefSeq lists its product as hypothetical. Gene Ontology annotation, cellular component: cytoplasmic exosome (RNase complex); nuclear exosome (RNase complex). The transcript has 3 exons. NCBI's taxonomy places the organism in Eukaryota, Fungi, Ascomycota, Xylonomycetes, Xylonales, Xylonaceae. Gene Ontology annotation, biological process: U5 snRNA 3'-end processing; exonucleolytic trimming to generate mature 3'-end of 5.8S rRNA from tricistronic rRNA transcript (SSU-rRNA, 5.8S rRNA, LSU-rRNA); nuclear polyadenylation-dependent mRNA catabolic process. The coding region runs from base 1 to 1302 and encodes 433 amino acids. The record is from RefSeq and is a predicted model, not a curated record.
AUGGCGCCUGUAGGAGCAGUUCAAACGCUCCUAUCACCCGCCGAACUAUCAUACCUGCAUUCAUCGCUGUCACUGUCCCCGCCUAUUCGACCAGACGGCCGAACAACAACGCAGUUCCGCCCGCUUGUGGCCGAGACCGACAUUCUUCCUGGCACAAAUGGAAGUGCGCGGAUAUGUUUUGCGGACGGGACCGAAGCGAUCGUCGGAGUCAAGGCAGAGGUGGAGAAGAGCGCUGUCAGGCGAGCAGGCAACGCAGAGGUUGAGGGAGACAAUGACACCGUCAACGUAUCAAAGGACGACGACGUCAGUGCGGGCGAGAAUUCCUGGGUCGAGCUGAGCAUUGAGAUUCCAGGGUUCCGCGACGAUGAUUCCCUGCCUGUGUUUCUGUCGGCGAUGCUGAAUGAGGGCCUGCUUGCCUCGGGCGAGCUUCCUCGGAGAUUACGUAUAAAUGCGCGGUUUCACUGGAAGUUGUAUAUUGAUAUUCUCCUCCUCUCUCCACCACAGUCGUAUCCUCUGCCUUUACUUUCCCUCACGACGCAUCUCGCGCUCUUACACGCGCGCGUGCCUCGACUUAAAUCCGAACUCGACGAAGAUCCCUUAUUCGACGACGACUGGGCCGCUAGUGUUCCUCUUUACUCUCCUCCUUUGUCAUCAUCCUCUUCUUCUACAUCCGUCAACAAACCUUCCACUUCCACAUCCUCAGCACCUGCACCAGCAUCAAAAUCAUCACUCGCAUCUCCAGCAAACACACCAAUCCCAUCCCGCCCACCCAUCACCCUCCUCGUCAUGGCCGUGGGCAAUAACAUUCUGUUUGACCCGAGCCGUGAGGAACUCGUCGUUGCAGAGGUUGUACUCGCCGUCUCUGUUGGCGAGACUUCUUCCUCUUUCUCUUCUUCCCCUUCUAUUUUAUCUAAUCCGUCUUCUUCUGGCCCGUCUGGCCCUUCUACCACAUCAUCAGCUUCCGGGCCCGGCGCUUCGUCAUCGUCAGCUCCUGCUGCCUCAUCCAAGUCCGACUCCGAGACAAAGCGCACCCUCCACCUCCUCUCCGCACGCACCAUCGACCCCCCCUCCCGCCUGACCCCGCCCGGCGUGCCCAACGAACUCAACACCGCCACCGGCGGCACCGCGCCCGUCUCGGCCGCCGACGCGAUUGCCGCGCGCGAACAGAUCCUCGGCGCCGUAUGGACGCCGCCCCGAGGCGGAGUCAAGCGCGGCUUACUUUCGCGCAUGAUAGACUUGGUCUUGCGACGCGGUGGCGUGGCGGAUGAAGUACUUGAUGGGCUGGGCGGUGUUGAUGUUUAG